Messenger RNA from Wyeomyia smithii (pitcher-plant mosquito), 1583 nucleotides. It is a transcript of the gene TM4SF, whose product is annotated as leukocyte surface antigen CD53. The record is from RefSeq and is a predicted model, not a curated record. Gene Ontology annotation, cellular component: membrane. Gene Ontology annotation, biological process: protein localization to plasma membrane; protein maturation. The transcript is spliced from 5 exons. NCBI's taxonomy places the organism in Eukaryota, Metazoa, Arthropoda, Insecta, Diptera, Culicidae. Bases 302 to 1183 code for a protein of 293 amino acids.
CGUCUUGCAGUUCAGUGCUGGUUUGCCUUGCGUCGCGUAAGGUCUGUAUCGAUGGUUGUCUAGUGCGCUCUCAAUCUCGAAUAUAUUUGUAUACGCAAAGGCUGUGAACCCAACGGUGGGUCUCUCAUUUGUUUCUUAUCAAAUACCUGUCUUGAAUCGAACUGUGUAGUUGAUGCUGAACUUAGUGCGGCUUGAAGUGUGUUAAAUUGGAACGGAUCAUUUGAGAAAAUUGAGUUAUAUUUUACGCGAGAAGAAUAUGGUGUUUUAUGAUUAUAAUUAGUUAAUCCAAUAGGCAUACGAGAUGCGUCUUUCGGCAAGGAUUAAAUGUUUCAGAUAUUUGGUGUAUGCUUAUGUCGUUUUGAUCUCGAUCUGUGGCGGCGCUCAGCUAGUUAUUGGCGCGUUCUUAUUAUGGACCCAUCAACAGUAUUCGACGUUAGUUAACGAUCAGUUUUGGCAGCCGUUCGUGGUAUUAAUAGCACUAGGGCUGGUCUCACAGUUGCUUUGCUAUCUCGGCUGGACUGCUACGAGUAAAAAGCACCGAUGCUACUUAGGAACGUUUUGCGCUUUUCUAGUGAUACUUAUUGUGACUCAGUUUCUCAUCAGUGGUUGGGCGAUUGCAACCAAAACACAGCUCAUCACACCGGCCGAGCUAGCCAUCGAGGCCAAUUUCGGUCAGUUCAUCGCGCUAAAUGGCGCUUCUAAAGAUCAAACGCACAUCUGGAACCGAUUGCAGCGGGACUUGCAAUGCUGUGGGUUCAAUGGAAUCCAUGACUACAAAAAAGUGGGUGUCCCGUGGUCUUGUUAUGAUCCUAUCAACAGUAAGGUAUAUAGUGUAGGAUGUAUGCACAGUUUCGUCAGAAGUAUCGAGGUCAACAUGGUCCGAGUAGCGAUAGUGGCGAUAGCUGCAGCCCUUAUACAGAGUCUUGGCAUUUUCUGUGUCAUCCAACUGGUGAUGUUGCUCAAGGAGCCGAAACUGAUGCUUCCCACCGGGAAUAACCAGUCGCUCCGGGUUAAACGAACCCGGGAACUAGUGCCACUAUCGUCGGAAGCUGCCACCACCAGCAGUACCCGCACCAUGGCUUCGACAAUUCCGACUAUGACAAUCCACAGCAGCAGCAGUACAAAACCGCCGAUUGCAACGAAACCAGUCGUGCCUAAAAUAGAACAUCCCAUAAUUAAAUGACUGCCCCAGUAUCCUCGGAUCGACCAAGCUGCAUUUUUAUUUUUUAUUUAAUUUAAUAUCGUAUAUAUUUUAACGCCUCCAAAAGCAGUAAUCGACCGGGACAGUAACAUGCCCUCAAACUCAACAAAACACCAGCCAACAGCCAUUUCGUCCAUAUGUUCGUUAUUACAAUUAGUGAUGAACGUGUACUUAUAACACUGCAUAUUUAGUAGAUAUAUAGGUUUUAAGGUUCAUCGACGUAGUUGUUAUCUCUUUUUAACAUAGCUACCGCGCAUCAAUCAGAUUUAGGACUAGUAAGUAAGUUUCGAACGUAUUUAAAUCGGCGAAUGUACUUAUAUAUACUACAACCCAAGAAUAAUUUUCAAAUAGAAACCAACUCAAAUACGGACUGCAUAGUAAA